Molecule: messenger RNA, 2992 nt
Organism: Pocillopora verrucosa
Lineage: Eukaryota; Metazoa; Cnidaria; Anthozoa; Scleractinia; Pocilloporidae
Product: basic immunoglobulin-like variable motif-containing protein
Source: RefSeq, a predicted model, not a curated record
GAAAUAGUUCGUUUCCCGUUGAUUUUAGCAGGUUACUGCGUGCUGAGUUGGUAGCAGUUUUCUUCAGUUGCAAAUAGGACUGCACACUCGUUCUGCAUUUUCAUUUGAUGUACAUAUAGCAGUUGUAAACAUGGGGUUGGUUUGGAGUUCAAACCGAGACAAAUUUGAGAACAUUUUGCAGAAGGAUGGAGGGAAAACUUGUUUAUCUUCUGUGGAUGACAGCUGGGAUGAUUCCGAGGAAAGCUUCUAUGAAACUGUUGAGAGGCAAUCACAGUCAUCAAGUUGUGAUAAUCUUGUGCCAAAACUCGAGAUCGACUCUGAAAAUUUUGGUAAAGAAUCGCCGACAACAACGUGUACUCCACGCGAUGUACAACAUGAAGAAAAUAUUUCACAGCCUGUUCUCCAAGUAAUGUCCAGCAACACGGGUGAAUCUUCAGGAAAAUAUUCCGAGACUAACUUUAAAUGUAUAGCUGAUGGAGAAAAAAGUGACUGCAUCGAUUACAACAUUGAUAGAUGGAAGACAGAAGUUGGCAUUGAUAGAGUUGACCCAUCAUUGGUUGAAAGGGAAGACCAAAUCACAGAAUGCAGCACCUUUUCGCUGCCAUUAAUUUCAGAGGAAAAACUGCUUCAGGGAAAGUAUUCAGGUAAAAGCCCAUCCAAUCCUGCAAUGCAUCAUGAAGAGAAGCUGAUUCCACAACCUGCUCUUCAAGGAAUGUCUAGCAACAUAUGCGGUUUAAACACAGGUGAAACUUUCAGAGGAUCCUCAGAGACUAACACAAAAUGCAUGGCUAAUGAAGAAGACAGUGACCGCAGUGUUAAUGGUGUUGAUAGAUGGAUGACACAACAUAAUAAAAGAACUGGUCCAUCAUGGGUUGAAGGAGAGGAUCAAAUAAUAGAAUGCAGCACUUUUUCAUUGCCUUUAAUCUCAGAGGAAAAGCUGUUGCAGGGAAAGUGUGCAAGUAAAAGCCUAUCUGAACCUGUAAUGUCUGUGGCAGUUGAUAAUAUACAGCAACAACAGUCUAAAGCACCUCUGCCUUGUGCGUGGCAAGUUGAUAUAGACUGUUUCAAAUCCAAGAAAAAGAAGAAACUACCCAAAAAGUAUUUAAGAGACAGAGAUGAAGACUUGCCAGCUGAUUAUGAUGAUAUUGAUGGCAUGUCUGUUGAUAAUCAAGGACCACACAGGAGAUUUUUGGCUUCUACAAAUAUUGCAACUCAAGAAAUGAUGGCUGGAAGAAAAGUGCUAGACCUGAGAAGAUGGUAUUGUAUAAGUCGGCCCCAAUACAAGAAGUCUUGUGGUAUUUCAUCUGUGGUGUCUUGCUGGAAUUUCCUGUUUAGCUCUCUUGGUGCAGGCAGUUUACAGCCCCUCAGUCAAGAGGACGCACUAAACAUACUGGGAUUCAAACCACCAUUUGGAGAAAUAAGGUUUGGACCUUUCACUGGAAAUGCAACUUUAAUGAGAUGGUUCAAACAACUCUGCAAUCACUUUGGAGUGGAUGGGGAUACUUAUAUUCUAUAUAAACCAAAGGGAAAGAGUCGAACCAUUGGUUUGAGUGGAGAGGAAGCCUUACGUCAGCUCAAGAAGGGCCUACAUAACCCUCAGAUGUCUUUCAUUUAUCAUUGUUAUAACCACUAUUUUUGUCCCAUUGGAUAUGAGGAUUCACCCAUUAAAGCUGCUGAUGCAUACAGGGCACAGUUGUAUGAAGAUGAAGUGGAAACAUGGAUUUUGAUUGGGGACCCAAGUUGCAAACAUCCAAGUAUUCACUGCAAGAGGUGGACUGACAUUCAAACAGAUUUAAAUAAUGAAGCCCCAUUCUACCUCAACAUUCGUCAACUCCAUAAAGGAAUCCUGCAAAGAAAUGUCAAAAAGACAGGUGGAAAUCUUCAUUGUAUCAUGGCUUUCCAGAAAAGAACUUGGCACCAUCAUAGGAAACCUGUGGCUGCUGUAGGGAAGAGAGUGUUUCUUGACGAAGAAGAAAGUCAGAGUAAUGGAGACCUAACAGAAGAACACCUGCCAAGUGACUCUAGUGACUCAUAACUGUUUUCACUUCCAAGAUCUCUUUAGUAAUUCUCCUUACUAUCUGCCAUACAAUUCUUAUGAUGUUAGUUCUGAGAAUUUGGUAUUGGAUCAACUAAUACUUUGCUGAAUGAUAUCUUUAUUUAUUUUCAUCACUUGUCUGGCCGAUAUUGUAUUGAUAUUGUACGCAGAAAUUCCAUCUUGAUUACUUAUGGGAGUUUUGAGGUUUAAGACUAAACAUUUGAGCACAAUUGACUCCUCAUAACUGAAAUCUCACACUUACUCAAAUCACAACUGAUUUGCUCUUAAUUUUCUUCAUACUUACAAGUACAGUAAUUGUCCCAAAUAAGUCAAAACCUAAAUUCAAGGUGAUUUUUCUCUGUCCAGUCCUUCAGUGCACAAUACUAAUAAAUAACUCAAACCCCUUUGUCAAAGUACAUUGCAGUGUUCUUUUUAAAUCUGUUGUGUUAUUUUCGUUGUUGACAAAACAUUAUCCAAUAUUUUAGAAGAGAGGUGAGGUUAACAGAACUGUCUAGUUUGACCCUUCAUUCUCUGCCCUACAUUAUAUCUGUGCAGCUUCUAGAGACAAACAGGAUGAGAUGUUCACUGUAGGAACUAUGGAACAAUUUAGGUAAGUUUGGUAUAAGGUAAUUCAGUGUUAACAACUGAGGUAAAAACAUAAAUUGACCACCGUAAAGAGUUUAAAGGCUGAUCUUUUGAGUGUUAGCCCUUCGUCAGAGCAAUAGUAUAAGGUAGUUAUGUAAAAGGUUGUUUUUAUGCUCCAAGAAGGUUGAAAAAAGUGUGUACCUGUGGGUGAGGAAGGAGUUCUUAUCAACUUUGGUUUUCCUGUCACUAAACCCAAAAGCUGCAAUUCACUUAAUGAGAUUGGACAUAAAUUAAUGCAUAUAAUGAGUUAUUGUGACCAAGAACCUACUGUAGAUGGAGUCAGUGACAAAGACAUUUUGAUGUUUUCAUCAG